AUGAAGUACUUCAACAUCUGCCUGCUUUUCAUAAUCUGCGCACUGUGCUACGGACUGGUGGCAGCCCAAGAGGAGGGCGCGCCCGCUGGCAAUGCAUCGCCAGCGAAGAGAAUCGCUGCACUGCGUCGCCCCGUGGGCAAGGCGGCCAAGCCGACGACAACAACAACGCCGGCGCCCGCACAUGACGAUGCUGCCGAGGAGGAUGAAUACAAUGAGGAUGCCGGCGCCGGUGAGCAUGGCCAGUAUGGCGAUGAGCAGGACGAGGCAGCGGCCAGCUCCACAACGACCACAACCGAGCCGCCCAAAAAGGUGGGACCCGUCAUUCGGCCCUUCCGCUCCAACGAUGAUUUCCUCAACUCGCUGAAGCGCCGCCAGCAGAACGCCAAGAAGCAUCGCAGCGAGAAAACGCCCGCCAGCAAGCCGGCCAAGAAGUCCGACGAUGAGGCCAACGCCGAAGAGGAGGAGUCCGCCGGCGGCAAUGCGGCGCCAGCGCCCGCACCAGCUGCCCCCGCCAAGAGCUACAAGAGCAAUGCAGCACUCAGCCGUCGCAAGCUGGCCAAGCCCCUGAAGUCCGCCCAGCCGGAGCCCGAGGUGGACGCCGCUGCCGAGGAAUCCGAGCAAAAGGAGGAGGAGCAGCCAAAGCCCAAGCGUCCACUCAACAGUCGCUUGCCCUUGAGGAAGCGCAAUUAA
This is a messenger RNA of Drosophila novamexicana, 690 nucleotides long. RefSeq names its product nucleolar protein dao-5. NCBI's taxonomy places the organism in Eukaryota, Metazoa, Arthropoda, Insecta, Diptera, Drosophilidae. The coding region runs from base 1 to 690 and encodes 229 amino acids. The record is from RefSeq and is a predicted model, not a curated record. The transcript is spliced from 3 exons.